Portunus trituberculatus (swimming crab) is the source of this 1206-nucleotide messenger RNA. RefSeq lists its product as uncharacterized. The transcript has a single exon. Gene Ontology annotation, biological process: DNA integration. NCBI's taxonomy places the organism in Eukaryota, Metazoa, Arthropoda, Malacostraca, Decapoda, Portunidae. The record is from RefSeq and is a predicted model, not a curated record. Bases 1 to 1206 code for a protein of 401 amino acids. Gene Ontology annotation, molecular function: nucleic acid binding.
AUGGAUCUCUUUAUCCUCAUGCCCUCAAACAGUAAGGUUGUUAAACUGUAUAUCAAACAUCUACAUGAGAUCGAUCAUGGAGGAAUAGAGAAAACGUUAGCCAAAUUGCAACACAAGUUUUGGACCCCAGGUGCACGACGCCUAAUAAAGAAUAUUAAGAGGCAAUGUAUUAUCUGUAGAAAGUUAGAAACAGUGACUGUUGAACAGAGAAUGGGUGAAUUAUGCUCUGAGAGACUAAAACCUGCCCCUCCAUUCUAUUACACUUCGUUAGACUUAUUUGGGCCAUUUGCUAUCAAGGACACAGUUAAAAGGCGUACUGUUGGUAAAGCAUAUGGUAUCAUUUUCAGUUGUCUUGUGACCCGUGCAGUGUACUUGGAUUUGGCAGACAGAUAUAACACUGAAAGUUUUCUGACUGUAUUCAGACGAUUUGUAGCCAUAAGAGGAUAUCCUCAUACUAUACAUUCAGAUUCAGGUACUCAAUUAGUUGCAGCAAGUAAGGAACUGAAACUGAUUAGGCAAAAUUGGAAUGUACCAGAGAUCAUGAAUUCCAGUGUCAACAAGGGCACCACAUGGGUAUUCAAUAAAUCAGCUGAGGCCCCCUGGCAAAAUGGUUGCAGUGAAGCCUUAAUAAGAUCAGUGAAACGGGCUUUAGCUAUUGCUAUUAGUGAUUCUAGACUGACUUUUGGGGAACUGCAGACUGUCUUAUUUGAAACAGCAAAUCUUCUGAAUGAUAGGCCCAUUGGUAUGAAGCCUGGCAUUGAUGUUGAGAUGGGGUUGUAUUUGUGCCCUAAUGAUUUAUUAUUGGGCAGGACUAAUAACAGUGCGCCUGCAGGGACAAUGAUGCAGGAACCUCAAAGUAGUAAGUGCAGACUGAUGUUCAUGGAUGAGAUCGUGAAUAGUUUUUGGAGGAAGUGGCACAGAGACUAUUUCCCAACUCUCAUAGUAAGACAAAAGUGGCACGUUGACAAAAGAAAUGUAAAACCAGGCGACAUAGUCCUUCUUCAAGACAAAGAUGCAAUUAGAGGGCAGUGGAGACUUGCUCAAGUAAAAUCAGUAAUGCCAAGUAGAGAUGAGAGAGUAAGAGAUGUAAUUGUUCGGUAUAAAAUCAGAAGACCCGGACGUACAUACAAGGGCCAAGAGGAUGUUUGUGUUAGCAGAUCGGUGCACAAAUUAGUUGUAGUACUCCCAGUGGAAGAGAUGACUUAA